UUAAUUUUUAAAUUAUCUUCGGUCAGCAUGACACCACUGUUGCAGUCAAUAUCCGUCCGUUCUUUCUACAAAAGGGGGUUAGAUCCAUCAAUCCAUCCAUCCAGGCCAGGCGACCAAGAAGGAAACCGCAGCCCACAGCAAGCAAGAGAAAAUUUGGGGGAGAUCAUCGAUCACUGAUCGAGGGGUCGAUAGGCAGUAGGCAGUGGACAGAGAUGGCGCCGCCUGUAGUGGGGGAACAGAUCAAGAGCAGCAAGAUACUGGUGUUUGGAGCAACUGGGUACCUGGGUAAGUACAUGGUGCGCGCCAGCGUUUCCUUGGGGCAUCCUACCUACGCCUUCGUCCGCCCCAUCAAACCCACCUCUGAUGCCUCCAAGUCCAAGCUCAGCCUUCUUCAGGAAUUCGAAGCUCUUGGAGUAACCGUCUUCCAAGGAGAGUUGGACGAUCAUGAAAAGCUAGUUUCGGCAGUGAAAGAGGUGGAUGUGGUGAUUUCCACUCUUGCAGUUCCUCAGCAUCUGGAGCAACUCAAAAUCAUUAGGGCCAUGAAAGACGCCGGCAACAUUAAGAGGUUUGUUCCAUCGGAAUUCGGGAACGAAGUGGACAGGGUAAGCGGGCUGCCGCCCUUCGAGGCGUUGCUUGAAAACAAGAGGAAGGUACGCAGGGCGACGGAGGCUGCUGGCAUCCCUUUCACCUAUGUCUCUGCAAAUUCCUUCGCUGCCUACUUCAUUGACUACCUGCUCCGUCCCCAUGAAACUCUUGACGAAGUCACUCUCUACGGAAGCGGAGAAGCCAAAGCGGUGUUGAAUUUUGAGGAAGAUGUAGCAGCGUACACGGUGAAAGCGGCGACGGAUCCAAGGGUUGCCAACCGCGUCAUCAUCUACAGGCCGCCCGGCAACAUCGUCUCCCAGCUGGAUUUGGUUUCUUCCUGGGAGAAGAAGACGGGAAGGACUCUCAAGCGGAAGCACGUUCCCGAGCAAGAAAUCGUCAACCUCACCGAGAGUCUGCCCUUCCCAGACAACAUACCAGUGGCCAUACUGCACAACAUAUUCAUAAAAGGGGAUCAGAUGAGCUUCCAACUCACAGAAGAUGACCUGGAGGCCUCCAAGCUGUAUCCUGACUACAACUACACUUCUGUUGACGCUCUCCUUGACAUUUGCCUUGUUAAUCCUCCCAAGCCCAAGUUAGCUGCUUUUGCUUGAUCUCUACUUCUGUAUGUCCGGCUUAAUUUUGUUAUAUAUACAUUCAACUCAAAUAAUUAAACUCCUUAUGGUUUAUGAAAACAGAUCUUAAAUCCUA
Molecule: messenger RNA, 1293 nt
Organism: Malania oleifera
Lineage: Eukaryota; Viridiplantae; Streptophyta; Magnoliopsida; Santalales; Ximeniaceae
Product: isoeugenol synthase 1-like
Exons: 5
Coding region: 213-1196 (327 amino acids)
Molecular function (GO): oxidoreductase activity
Source: RefSeq, a predicted model, not a curated record